Talaromyces marneffei is the source of this 339-nucleotide messenger RNA. RefSeq lists its product as uncharacterized. The transcript has a single exon. The record is from RefSeq and is a predicted model, not a curated record. Bases 1 to 339 code for a protein of 112 amino acids. Lineage: Eukaryota; Fungi; Ascomycota; Eurotiomycetes; Eurotiales; Trichocomaceae.
AUGGCGGAAGGAGGCGAAGCGUUCAACUACUUCGCCAAAGUCACCUUUGGAAUCAUAUGUUUCAUAUGGUUCCUCGCGACUAUAUUCUGCACACCUGUUGGACGAUGGCUUCGCAACACAAAUCCCAGGGCUCGACGGACCUUUCAUUAUAAUCCUGCACGAGCUGCAGGGGAUGAUCAGGGGUCCUAUGAACUGGAGGAACUCGAUAGUGCUCGUGGACGUAGCAGUAGGGGUCGUGCUAGAAAGGUGAUCGAUGUCAAUGCUCUCAACAAUUGGCCGCGUGAAGCUGCCUCUGGCUCGAGGUCUAGUGCAACGGCUGAGUAUGAGUUUGAGUUCUGA